AUGGACGAGGUGGUGGUGAGGCUCAUGGGGCUGAUCCUGCUGGCAGUUGUCAGAACUGUCAACACCAGAACAAAGAAAGGGCAUACUACGAUGUAUUUCAUGAACAAUACUACUCCUGAGACUCCAUGA
Fusarium proliferatum ET1 is the source of this 129-nucleotide messenger RNA. RefSeq lists its product as uncharacterized. The record is from RefSeq and is a predicted model, not a curated record. The transcript has 2 exons. The coding region runs from base 1 to 129 and encodes 42 amino acids. NCBI's taxonomy places the organism in Eukaryota, Fungi, Ascomycota, Sordariomycetes, Hypocreales, Nectriaceae.